AUGCCGGAUGUGGAUGUGGGUGCUAAGGUGGAUGUGCCGAAACCACAUAUUUCAAUCAAGGCACCGAAAUUCGGGUUCGGUCUGGGCAAGAAGAAGCCGAAAGUGAAGACUCCAAAGGCUGAUGUGAAAGUGGAGGGUGGAGCAGGUGGGGAGAUAGAUUUGGAUGCCGGUUUGGACGCUCACUUAGAUGGUAAAGCAAGAAAGGGAGGUAAGAAGUUCCAUUGGUCUCCUAAGUUCGGGUUGCCGAAGGGUGGUCUGAAGAUUGGUGGAGGUGCUGGUGUUGGAGUGCCGGACACCUCGGUGUCUGUCUCAGGUACGACUGGUGGUGUGGAUGUGUCUCUUCCGAAACCCGAACUCGAUGUCUCCAUGGAGGUUCCCGACGUUGAUGUGUCCGCCUCUGUGCCCGAAAUCGAUGUAUCAGGUGGUGUGAUUAGAGGUGGGGAGUUGGGACUGACUGGGAAAGUUUCUGCACCCGAUGUGGAUGUCAGUGUUCCAUCGAAGAAGAAGUUCACCUUCGGUUGGGGCUCGAAAGGCAAGAAGGCGAAGAAGGUGAAGUUGCCCACAGUGUCGGGAGACGUGGAUGCUAGUUUGGAUGUGGGUGGAAAGGUUGAUGUUCCCAGUGUGAAGGUCGAUGUGGACUCAGGUGAUCGAGUGAAAGGUAAGAAAUUCCACUGGUCUCCGAAUAUCUCAUUGCCAAAGUUGAAAGUGCAUGGACCAGAUGUGUCUGGAAAACUUCAUGCAGAUGCACCUGAUGUGAAUGUGAAUGUGACUGGUCCAUCUGUGGAGGUGCCAUCUCUGAAAGCCAGUGGUCAUUUGCCUACUGUCGAUGUGUCCGUUCCCGAUGCAUCGUUGGGAGGUGAUCUAUCCGGUAAGCUCGAUUUGGAUGGUGUCGGUGUGGGAGUUGUGGACGCCGAUUUGAAUCUGCCAGACCUACAGAUCUCAGGAAAUGUGAGCGCACCGUCUGUCGAGGGAGACCUAUCCAUGCCAGAUGUGUCCGCCAAUCUGGACACAGACGUGAAACUGCCCAGUGUGCAACUGACUGGUCCAGAUCUCCGUGUACAUGGUGAGAUGCCGGAUGUGGAUGUGGGUGCUAAGGUGGAUGUGCCGAAACCACAUAUUUCAAUCAAGGCACCGAAAUUCGGGUUCGGUCUGGGCAAGAAGAAGCCGAAAGUGAAGACUCCAAAGGCUGAUGUGAAAGUGGAGGGUGGAGCAGGUGGGGAGAUAGAUUUGGAUGCCGGUUUGGACGCUCACUUAGAUGGUAAAGCAAGAAAGGGAGGUAAGAAGUUCCAUUGGUCUCCUAAGUUCGGGUUGCCGAAGGGUGGUCUGAAGAUUGGUGGAGGUGCUGGUGUUGGAGUGCCGGACACCUCGGUGUCUGUCUCAGGUACGACUGGUGGUGUGGAUGUGUCUCUUCCGAAACCCGAACUCGAUGUCUCCAUGGAGGUUCCCGACGUUGAUGUGUCCGCCUCUGUGCCCGAAAUCGAUGUAUCAGGUGGUGUGAUUAGAGGUGGGGAGUUGGGACUGACUGGGAAAGUUUCUGCACCCGAUGUGGAUGUCAGUGUUCCAUCGAAGAAGAAGUUCACCUUCGGUUGGGGCUCGAAAGGCAAGAAGGCGAAGAAGGUGAAGUUGCCCACAGUGUCGGGAGACGUGGAUGCUAGUUUGGAUGUGGGUGGAAAGGUUGAUGUUCCCAGUGUGAAGGUCGAUGUGGACUCAGGUGAUCGAGUGAAAGGUAAGAAAUUCCACUGGUCUCCGAAUAUCUCAUUGCCAAAGUUGAAAGUGCAUGGACCAGAUGUGUCUGGAAAACUUCAUGCAGAUGCACCUGAUGUGAAUGUGAAUGUGACUGGUCCAUCUGUGGAGGUGCCAUCUCUGAAAGCCAGUGGUCAUUUGCCUACUGUCGAUGUGUCCGUUCCCGAUGCAUCGUUGGGAGGUGAUCUAUCCGGUAAGCUCGAUUUGGAUGGUGUCGGUGUGGGAGUUGUGGACGCCGAUUUGAAUCUGCCAGACCUACAGAUCUCAGGAAAUGUGAGCGCACCGUCUGUCGAGGGAGACCUAUCCAUGCCAGAUGUGUCCGCCAAUCUGGACACAGACGUGAAACUGCCCAGUGUGCAACUGACUGGUCCAGAUCUCCGUGUACAUGGUGAGAUGCCGGAUGUGGAUGUGGGUGCUAAGGUGGAUGUGCCGAAACCACAUAUUUCAAUCAAGGCACCGAAAUUCGGGUUCGGUCUGGGCAAGAAGAAGCCGAAAGUGAAGACUCCAAAGGCUGAUGUGAAAGUGGAGGGUGGAGCAGGUGGGGAGAUAGAUUUGGAUGCCGGUUUGGACGCUCACUUAGAUGGUAAAGCAAGAAAGGGAGGUAAGAAGUUCCAUUGGUCUCCUAAGUUCGGGUUGCCGAAGGGUGGUCUGAAGAUUGGUGGAGGUGCUGGUGUUGGAGUGCCGGACACCUCGGUGUCUGUCUCAGGUACGACUGGUGGUGUGGAUGUGUCUCUUCCGAAACCCGAACUCGAUGUCUCCAUGGAGGUUCCCGACGUUGAUGUGUCCGCCUCUGUGCCCGAAAUCGAUGUAUCAGGUGGUGUGAUUAGAGGUGGGGAGUUGGGACUGACUGGGAAAGUUUCUGCACCCGAUGUGGAUGUCAGUGUUCCAUCGAAGAAGAAGUUCACCUUCGGUUGGGGCUCGAAAGGCAAGAAGGCGAAGAAGGUGAAGUUGCCCACAGUGUCGGGAGACGUGGAUGCUAGUUUGGAUGUGGGUGGAAAGGUUGAUGUUCCCAGUGUGAAGGUCGAUGUGGACUCAGGUGAUCGAGUGAAAGGUAAGAAAUUCCACUGGUCUCCGAAUAUCUCAUUGCCAAAGUUGAAAGUGCAUGGACCAGAUGUGUCUGGAAAACUUCAUGCAGAUGCACCUGAUGUGAAUGUGAAUGUGACUGGUCCAUCUGUGGAGGUGCCAUCUCUGAAAGCCAGUGGUCAUUUGCCUACUGUCGAUGUGUCCGUUCCCGAUGCAUCGUUGGGAGGUGAUCUAUCCGGUAAGCUCGAUUUGGAUGGUGUCGGUGUGGGAGUUGUGGACGCCGAUUUGAAUCUGCCAGACCUACAGAUCUCAGGAAAUGUGAGCGCACCGUCUGUCGAGGGAGACCUAUCCAUGCCAGAUGUGUCCGCCAAUCUGGACACAGACGUGAAACUGCCCAGUGUGCAACUGACUGGUCCAGAUCUCCGUGUACAUGGUGAGAUGCCGGAUGUGGAUGUGGGUGCUAAGGUGGAUGUGCCGAAACCACAUAUUUCAAUCAAGGCACCGAAAUUCGGGUUCGGUCUGGGCAAGAAGAAGCCGAAAGUGAAGACUCCAAAGGCUGAUGUGAAAGUGGAGGGUGGAGCAGGUGGGGAGAUAGAUUUGGAUGCCGGUUUGGACGCUCACUUAGAUGGUAAAGCAAGAAAGGGAGGUAAGAAGUUCCAUUGGUCUCCUAAGUUCGAGUUGCCGAAGGGUGGUCUGAAGAUUGGUGGAGGUGCUGGUGUUGGAGUGCCGGACACCUCGGUGUCUGUCUCAGGUACGACUGGUGGUGUGGAUGUGUCUCUUCCGAAACCCGAACUCGAUGUCUCCAUGGAGGUUCCCGACGUUGAUGUGUCCGCCUCUGUGCCCGAAAUCGAUGUAUCAGGUGGUGUGAUUAGAGGUGGGGAGUUGGGACUGACUGGGAAAGUUUCUGCACCCGAUGUGGAUGUCAGUGUUCCAUCGAAGAAGAAGUUCACCUUCGGUUGGGGCUCGAAAGGCAAGAAGGCGAAGAAGGUGAAGUUGCCCACAGUGUCGGGAGACGUGGAUGCUAGUUUGGAUGUGGGUGGAAAGGUUGAUGUUCCCAGUGUGAAGGUCGAUGUGGACUCAGGUGAUCGAGUGAAAGGUAAGAAAUUCCACUGGUCUCCGAAUAUCUCAUUGCCAAAGUUGAAAGUGCAUGGACCAGAUGUGUCUGGAAAACUUCAUGCAGAUGCACCUGAUGUGAAUGUUAUUUUAAACGAUGCUGAUCAUAAUGUUUUAUCUUCUACUGUGGUUUCUUCCUUUAGUCCUUGUCUUGAUAAUACUCCUUCCUAUAUUUUGUCUGAUUCUUGCUUAUCUUCCGAAUUUUUGCAAUCUUACGUGCCCGAUUCUGUUUUGGUUGCCUCGGAUUCUGCUAUUACUUCCUCUGUCGUUACUUUCAGUCCUCCCGUCUUUUCUUCCCCUUUAUCAAGUGAACCAUUUGAAGUUGUUGAUUUUCUUCCUGUCGUUGAGGAACCCAUUAUUUCACCGUUUUCUUCACCGGAAUUUUGUGACUCCAGUACUCUUCCUUCUCGGAUUUCGCCUAGAAAUGCUUUUCAAGAUAUAGAUGAGAGCUUUUCAUCUCCUGUUGAUUCUGGUUUUAAUGGUGACAUUUCAAAUGAUGAGGCUGAAAUUGAUGAAAUUUUUAUUGUUCCCAUUCAAUCCAAUCGUAUUUUACCGAAAGAGCAAUAUUUUACUGAAUCACAGGACUUUGUAGGUGCUGAACCUGAAGAAAAAUCGUAUUCUCCUACUCAGAAUUCGGAUGCAACACAUGGGAUAAAGUCUGAUAAAAGUAAAUUACACAGUCCAUUUCAUACUUUGAAAUCAAAAAAACAUGAUAAAGAUUCUGUUCAUCGAGUGAAAGUUAUCGAUGCCAACGACCAAAUCUCAAAAAAUACUGAAAAACUUAAUGUUGAUAAUACUCAUUAUGGUAUCCCUGAUGGUUCGGGACGUAUCACAGUUGAUAGUAAGUCUAAGAAAAAGGUGAAAUCUCAUCAUAAGAAGCCACGCAUAUUCGGUGGUCAAAUAUCGACCAAUGAAAUUAUUUCAGAUACUCCCAUGAAACUGGAUCAUCAUGGAGACCACCACGACGUAAUAGGAAUAUCUUUUUCUGAUCAUAAUGCUGAUCUUGCUUUAACUCCUCGGCGCUCUCCCAGUAAACUGAGAGAUCCCUCUAUUCGGAAAACGUGGCAUGGUGCAAGAGAACCCUAUUCUGACUUUUUAGGAAGCCUCAAUUCAGAUCAAGAUGAAUACACUUUAACUGAAGAUGUUUCAGUUAGUUAUCUACAACCAAGGUCAACCACAAAAUCUUCAAACAUCAAUUCAUUAAACGCUUCUGACUUUCUUCGACGUAGUAUAGGAAAUUCAACAAAACGCCGCCCUUGGAGCACUUUAGAAUAUCCACCACCUGGGUGUCAUUUUGUAGACGAUGAUUACAUGUUCCCAGAUGCUUUAACACCGACUAAAAUUCCAAGUUUUCGAGCAAGCAAGGAAAUAGUUUAUGAUGUUCCAUAUAUAGACGAUAAAGCCAUUCCACGUUAUGAACCUGAAUGGCCUAUAGGUGAAUCAAGAAGAACAUUGAUAUCUCAACUCUCGCAGAAUAGUGGCAGUAUUGUUCGAAUGACAGCUGAGGAAGAAAGCAGUCUUAUAUCACUUGAUACUAAACUCUCUGAUCAUCAGAAUAUAUCCAAAAGAAUAAGUCGAUUUACAUCACAUCUUUUAAAAGGUAACAAAUCUUCAUUGGAACAAGAUAAUGAUGUUUCUAAACGUCGAUCGAAAAGUUUAACUCGAUUAAAAACAUGGUGCAUAACCAUCUAUUCAGCAUCUACAAUAAUAAUGAUAAUUAUUAUCUAA
Molecule: messenger RNA, 5607 nt
Organism: Schistosoma spindalis
Lineage: Eukaryota; Metazoa; Platyhelminthes; Trematoda; Strigeidida; Schistosomatidae
Source: the annotation of a GenBank genome assembly